AUGUUUUCAAAUGGAAGUAGCUUUGCAGUUAGAUUAGCCAAAAGACAUCUUUUAGUAAGAGAUCAGUAUUACCAAAUAUUAAAGAAACAAAUUUUUCCUACUGCCCAAAGAAAUUUUGGUAUAUUUUCUCAAAUCAAUCAAUUGAGUAGAGUUCCCCUUACAGGAAAGGGAUCUAAGUAUGAAGCUAGUAAAACUGUUAAGAGUGGUUCUACCAUUGAAUUUUCGGCUGGUAAAUCAGUUAUAUUAUUUCUUGUGGCUGGUGGUAUAACAUAUUACAUUUUUGAAAGAGAAAAGAAAAAAAUAGACUUAAAGAGGCAUGAAGAAGAAACUAAAGGAUAUGGCAAACCAAGAAUUGGCGGUGAACCAUUUGAGUUGAUUGAUCAUAAUGGGAACAUAUUCACUGAAAAAGACUUAUUAGGGAAAUUUUCUUUGAUCUAUUUUGGUUUUAGUCAUUGUCCAGAUAUUUGUCCAGAUGAAUUAGACAAGUUAGGUGUGUGGCUAGAUGAUUUAGAGGCAAAUAAUAUACAUGUACAACCUAUAUUUAUAACAUGUGAUCCAGCAAGAGAUUCACCAGAAGUAUUAAAGGAAUAUUUAACUGAUUUUCAUGAUGGAAUUAUUGGAUUAACAGGAACCUAUGAAGAUGUCAAGAAAGUUUGUAAACAGUAUAGAGUAUAUUUCUCUACUCCUCCAAAUGUACAACCUGGUCAAGAUUAUCUUGUUGAUCACUCGAUCUUUUUCUACUUAAUGGACCCUCAAGGACAAUUCGUUGAUGCACUAGGGUUAAAUCUUGAUGAAAAAUCAGGUGCUGGAAAAAUUAAAUAUCAUAUUCAACACUAUAACUCCAAACAUUAA
Messenger RNA from Arxiozyma heterogenica, 852 nucleotides. Its product is annotated as SCO family protein. Lineage: Eukaryota; Fungi; Ascomycota; Saccharomycetes; Saccharomycetales; Saccharomycetaceae. Gene Ontology annotation, cellular component: mitochondrial inner membrane. Gene Ontology annotation, molecular function: copper chaperone activity; copper ion binding. The record is from RefSeq and is a predicted model, not a curated record. Bases 1 to 852 code for a protein of 283 amino acids. The transcript has a single exon. Gene Ontology annotation, biological process: mitochondrial respiratory chain complex IV assembly; intracellular copper ion homeostasis.